Caenorhabditis auriculariae is the source of this 5191-nucleotide messenger RNA. The record is from the annotation of a GenBank genome assembly. Lineage: Eukaryota; Metazoa; Nematoda; Chromadorea; Rhabditida; Rhabditidae.
AUGCCGACGAGAUCACAGAAAAUGGGCCUCAUCGGCGCCAUCUCCUACAUUAUCGGUAAUAUUGUCGGCUCCGGAAUUUUCAUCACUCCCAAGUAUAUUCUCAACGAAGUUCAUUCGGUUCGUUGUUUUUCUGAGAAAGUUUGAAAAAAUCAUAUGACUGAAAAAAUCUUAAAUUUCUUAUAUAGUCUGUGUACCACGACUUGAAAUUUCACCGAACGACGUUCCGCUGUUCCGCUGCGUGCGUUCGCGAAGCGUCUUUCCAAUCUAGGUCACGUUUUCAAUUGAUUGUUAUUGCUGUGGGAGCAAAUAAAAGUAGAGUACCUCUCAACUAUAGAGGUGGUAUUCCGAUUAGGCCGAGGUCCAGAUGCAGCUUUUGAUCCUGAUGACCAAAAAAAGUCAUGUUUCGGAACCUAUUCGACACCAAAAAGAUCGACUUAUCUAUCAUCAACUAUAACUUUUUCUUGGACUUUCCACCCAUUUCUGAAAAAGUAUCCUACGUCCAGUGAGCUGGAAAUGCACGGAUUUCAGGUUGGUAUGUCACUGACAAUCUGGCUUCUGUCCGCUUUGAUUGCUUUGUUAGGCUCCUUUUGCUACGUUGAGCUCGGGACCUCGAUUCGAGUCAGCGGUGGCGAUUUCGCCUAUCUUUGCUUCAUGAAAUGGUGGGUCUGAUUUGAGAAAAAUAGUGUUUUGUGGUUUAAAAGCGUAAAGACGCUUCCUAGAAAUUAGAGAGCAAGAGAUCAAUGGCGGCCUGAAGAGACGCCAGACAAAAAACCUUUAAAAGACCCCUAUAUGGACCACUAACGCUUUGGGGGUUCAGACCCUGAGGGGACCAUCUUAAUGUUAACCCUAUAGGGACCAUUUUUUAUCCCCUAUAAGGACUGCUUCUUUUCCUAAUCGCUCUAGAGACUACUCUGGGGUUUCUAAUUUAUUUUUUUCAAAUUUUUCCUCUCAAAACUUCGUGCGAUCAAUCUCCAAGCUUCUUGAAAUAAAAGUUCAACAGGAACUCGAUCGCCUUCAUGUUUAUGUGUAUCAGCUGUACCAUCAUUUUUCCGGCAAGCCUGGCCCUACAAGCCCAAACUUUCGCCGAAUACGUAUUCCGGGUAUGAACUCUUGUGUUCAAAAAACCUAUCUAACUACACCUUCAACAGGGAGCCAACGUGACCCUCGACCCAAAUUCCGACUAUUGGGCCAAGAAACUACUCGGAUUCUCCUUGAUUCGUUAGUUUUUUCAUCUUUUUAUAGUUGGAAAGUACUAAAACGAUACUCUUAUAAUAAUUGAUCAGGUUAAGCUUUUCGGCUACCUAUUGUAUUAUAACUUCACCUUUUCGAACGCCUAUCCGAUAUUGAUGGAUUAACUCUACUCUGUUCACAACCUGGCCGGUCGCUAAAGUUUUCAGGUUACUGUAAGGUCCCUGAUUCGUUCCAGGACCUGUAUCUUGAAAAAGUCUCACGCAUUCAAAGUAUUUACGUAGAUCUAUUCACUAUCCUUCCCUAUAAAUAAAAAACACCCCUAGUCUGUCCCGGAAGAUUUGGGUUACUGUAAGAUCCAUGAUUCGUUCCAGGACCUGUUCCUCGGCGAAAUUACGCCGUCAUAGUAUUUACGGAGAAAGUCACCCCUAGUUUGUCCCCAAAAUUUUUAUGUAACUUUAAAAAUCAUUAUUCGCUCCAUGACCUAGUUCUAAAUGAAAUCGUGCGCCUUUAACACUCUCACGUUGAUCUAGUCAACAACCUUCUUUCAGAAUUGAAUAUGAAAAUUUCAAUUUUCAGUCCUUCUCAUGUUCAUGAACAACUUCUCGCUGAAAACCCUCGUCCAGCGAUUUUCGAUAUUCGCCUCCCUGGCCAAAAUCGCCGCCACACUGACUAUCAUCGUUUCCGGCUUCUACCUCCUCAUUUUCAAAUGUUUCUCAUUAAUCAAAUCUCAGUUCUUCAUCAAAGACGUUUCAGCGAGGACUGAAAAUCUGAAAGAACCAUUCAAAGAAUCGGUUAUUGCGCCAGGAAACCUGGUAACGGCACUGUUCUCCGGGUUAUUCUCCUACGAUGGUUGGGAUAUUCUGAAUUUUGGCGCUGAGGAGAUCGAAAAUCCAAAACGGUAAUUUUGUGUGCUGUAAGGGACUUGCAGCCGCAUUUGAAAUGUCUAUGAGAAAAAUUGUUACAAAUGAGGCCGAAUUAUUUCCAGCACUGAGAAAAAUUCUCUCCAAGUAAGACCCGUGUCAAAAUCAAAAUUUGAUUUUUAAUUGGCUAUUUUGUCCUUUACUUCCAAACAUACUGUAAUAUUUCAACUUGGCUAUUUUGAGGUUGGCUUUCCGUCCUUUGCUUUAUAGCCAUUCCAAACGCGGCUCAAAUUCUCCGAAAUGAUUCCAAUUGAGUUUGAUUCUCCUCUAACUAUCUCGAUCUAUUCUUAAAUCCACAUCACGAAAAAUCUGUCUCUCCAGGUUGCUUCAUAGCCAUUCCAAAUGCGACCGAAAACCUCCAAACUGUUCGCAUUUGGAAUGGCUUCGCGCCUACUUUUCUCAAUCUACUCCAAAAUUUAAAUCACGAGACACCUAUCUCUCCAGCUUGCUUCAUAGCCAUUCCAAACGCGGCUCAAACUCUCCAAAAUGAUGUCAAAUGAGUUUUAUUCUCCCCUUUUCUCAAUAUACUCUCCCAUCCACAUCACGAUAAAUUUUUCCCUCCGGCUUGCUUCAUAGCCAUUUCAAAUGCGGCCCGAAUUUGGUCGCAUUUGGAAUGGCUUCUUGCCUACUUUCUCAUCCCAAAUAAACCAACUAUUCAGAACCAUGUCCCUUUCGAUUCUGAUCGGCAUGACGAGUAUCGCUGCACUUUACAUCGCUGUCAACCUAUCUUACUUCGUAGUGCUCAGCACGACUCAAUUCAGUCAAUCUUCGGCUGUCGCGAUUGUAAGAACCUUUAAAAGUCAUGAAAGAGUCAAUCCAUUCCAAGGACUUUGCUCGAGAAGCGCUUGGGAGUGCGGCUUUUGUGAUGCCAAUAAUGAUAGCCGUACUGUUGAUUGGAUCCCUAAACAGCACGCUUUUUCAAGCAAGUCGGUUAGUCUUUCUUAUGACUUCAUUCGGCUUCGGAUGAACCAGAUGCUUACAAGUGGUCUCUCGAAAAGGCCACCUACCCAGCUGCAUUUCUGGACUUUCACCCGUCUCAGAAUCACCUCGAGUAGCCCUUUUUGUUCAUGUAAGUGUGCUCCAAUGACAAACUAAGGAUGUUCUUGAUAUUAAGGUGUCCCUGGCGCUUUUGGUUUCUUUCAUGGGUGAUAUGGAUCAAUUGAUCACCUACGUCUCGUUCGCACAAUGGUCACAGCGUUCUUUCACGAUGGCUGCGUUGAUUUGGGUCCGAUUCAGGUAAAUUUCAACGAAAAAAGAAGUUUAUAGUCUUCGAAGCCAUGUUUCGAAAUGUUCUUCUUGCGCUCUUGUACCGCUUGAGCGGCGUCGAGAACCCAAGUCGGUGAGACAGGUCCUAUCCUGAUAUCAGUUAAAGUCAGCGGACUGACUCUAGCGACAUGUCCGUUUGGGGUUUUUGAAGCUGUGGUUUUCCACCAUUAACAUUUUUAUUUUUAAACCCUUUGGUUUGGGUCCUGAGGGAUCCUUAGGGGUGGUAUCCCACUACUAACAAUUCAUAAACCCUUUGGUUUGGGACCUCAGGGAUCCUCCGGGAUGGUAUCCCACUACCAAAACUUCUUAAGCCCUUCGAUUUGGGACCUCAGGGGUGGUAACCCACUGCUAAAAUUUCUUAGACUCUUUAGUUUGGGACCUUAGGGAUCCUCAGAUAUGGUAUCCUACUACCAAAAAUGUCUUUAACCCUUUGAUUUGUGACUUCAGGGAUCCUCAGGGAUGGUAUCCCAGUACCAAAAAUUUCUUAAACUCUUUGGUUUGGGACCUCAGGGACCCUCAGGGAUGGUAUCCCACUACCAACAUUUCUUAAUCCCUCUAAUUUGGGUCCUCAGGGAUCGAAACUGUGACCCUGGCGCACAACCUGUUAUGGCAAGCCGCCACUCGAAUUAACAUUGAAAAACUAAAAAAUGUCCUUUUCAGAAACCAGCCACUCCAUCCGGAAAGGUUGCAACUGCCGAUAAUUUUCCCCAUAAUCUUCCUUAUCGUCUGUUCUGGCAUGGUAUUUAACUUAUCAAAAUCUUAUCAACCUUGAUUUUUUUGCAGGUUGUGACAAGUAUUAUAGAGAACUUGAAGUCUUCACUUAUCGGACUGGGUAAGAUUUGUGAUUUCAAAGUCGGGCGCCAAUUCUUCCUCGGGUUAUUAAAGGAUCAUGGAGUUUUUUUUUUUAAUUUAUCGAGACAACUCAUACAAGCUUGAAGUUUUUUUAAAGGCGCGGGGAGGAGCCUAAAACAUGCCUGCGCCUUUAAAAACCCCCAAUAAGCGUUUAUUAAUGAACUAAAACAAAAUAAAUUAACUUCAAGGGGUCCUCACAACGGGAAUCACACUCUAUUGGGUGUUUGUCUGGGAAAGGGGUCUCCCGAAAUUCGAAACCUAUAAAUCAAUAGCUCACGAUCUUAAUGGUUGGUUUCUUCUCGAGAAACAUGUUUAUUGACUUUUCUUGGAGAUGGAACAACAAAAUUCGCGCAAAUCGUAUUCAACGUGAUGCCUGAUCGUGGUCUCCAUGAGGAACUGGACAAUGGUUCAAAAAAUGUUUUUUUUAAAGUUUGAUCAUUCAAAAUCGAAGAAAUAUGAUUCUAUUAGGCUUGAAGAUGAAUAUCAAAAACUGUUUCCUUAGUAAACUAAGAAAAUUUUCUUUUUUUCCCAGAGCGAGGUAAUUUUUCAUUUAGUUUUUGAAAUUUCUGAAAAUUGGCCUGGAUAUUUUACAAGAUGCUGGAAGAUGAUUAUGAAAAUAUAAACUUACAAAAUAUUUUAACUCUUCCGAAAAGAGUCAAAAAACCAUCAAAAUGAGUCAUUUGAAACUGAUUCUUUCGAAAAUCGGCAAAUUGUGAAUUUUAAAAGGCUUUCCAGGGCUCGGCUGGUAUAUCUAGGAGUAUUCUGGCGAAUUUCCAGAAAAUUCUUUUUAAAACAAGGAAAAAAACCUUCUCAUUUUUUUGCCAACCUUUUUUGAGACUUUCAAUUAAUAACCCACUAAUUUUUAAAUAUUUAGAAAAAAAGCUCGGAUUUUUUUCAAAAAAGUUUUUUCAGAUCCAGCCGUGUCCAGUGGAAAACAAGAGCUUCUCGAAACGAAUAAAUGA